Scedosporium apiospermum is the source of this 1962-nucleotide messenger RNA. Its product is annotated as putative RNA polymerase II transcription factor B subunit 1. The record is from RefSeq and is a predicted model, not a curated record. The transcript is spliced from 2 exons. Bases 1 to 1962 code for a protein of 653 amino acids. NCBI's taxonomy places the organism in Eukaryota, Fungi, Ascomycota, Sordariomycetes, Microascales, Microascaceae. Gene Ontology annotation, cellular component: transcription factor TFIIH core complex; transcription factor TFIIH holo complex. Gene Ontology annotation, biological process: transcription by RNA polymerase II; transcription by RNA polymerase I; nucleotide-excision repair.
AUGUCCAGUCCUGGCCAGCCUCCUUCGGGACGCGCUGCGUUCAAGAAGAAGGAUGGAAUAUUAUCACUCUCGCCGGACCAGAAGACUGUUCUCUGGACGCCAGCGCCGGGCACCGGACCGCCUACCAUCACCCUUCCCAUAGAGAACAUCACAAACCUGCAAAAGACGCCUGAUAGCUCGCCCAAGGUGAUGCUAAAGAUCUUCGAGAAGAACCCAGAUGGCGGAGAUCCGGUCACGUACCUCUUCCACUUCAACACGGCGUCUGCGAAGCCCGAGGCUGAUUCUAUGAGAGAUGCGCUCUCAAAAGUUAUUGGCGCUCUCCAAAGCACCAAUCCCAAUCUACCAAAACCCGCACAGGCAGCGGCCGCGAACGGGUCUGCCACCCCUUCGGCUGCUGGUAGAGCAUCCGGUUCGAUGACGUUUGCCGCGGCCGUGAAUGCUACGCCUGCAACCUCAAAGUGGUUCGAUGAUUCGCAGCUCCUCAACGACAUCUCCUUGCAGCUGGAGUAUCUGAAAACUGAUAGUACCCUCAACCAAACCUACAUGGAGGCCAGGGCGACGAAACCCGACUCCAUCUCCCUGGGCGCCUUCAAUUUGCAGUUCUGGUCUUCGAGACUUCACAUUCUACGAGCGUUCUUAAUAGACAAGAACCAACAAAAGGCAGACUACAAUGUCCUAGCCACAAUCAAGCCCAAGACCGUCGACGGCGAUCUCAAACUCAACAUCACCGAGAAACAGAUUAGCCUCAUCUUUAAGCAGCACCCUCUUGUCAUGAGGAUAUACAAUGAACAAGUCCCAAAGCUAUCCGAACCUGAAUUCUGGUCUCGGUUUUUCCUUAGCAAGCUGUCAAAGAGAUUACGCGGCGAGCGAAUUGGGCCGAGCGAUGCCCACGACCCGAUUUUUGAUCGAUAUGAUCCCAAUGAGAACCUUUUGGGCAUCUACUCCAAAAUCACACCGGAGACCAUCCCUCAAAUUAUCAACGUCGAAGCGAACGAGGCCAAUGAAGGUGGCCUUAAAAGUGGAAACAGAAAAGAUGUCGAGAUGCGUCCCCGAAAGGACGUGCCUAUCCUAAAAACCCUGAAUAGUAUAAGCGCCAAGAUCAUGGCCAACGUGGCACCCUCUGACGGUGACCCUCAUGCACCAAAGGGCGUAGACGAGAAGACCUUCAACGAACUCAUCCUCCGCGAUCUUAGAGACGAGGAAAAGGCGAAUAGAAUCCCUCUCAAGAUCAACGAAGAGCAAGCCUUCUUCUCCAACGCCGGAGACAUCUCAUCCUCCAACGCCGAAAUCUUCGCAAAGCAGAACCCCGACGAAGUCCUCCAGCUCUUCAAAGCCAACGUCGAGAAGCUCAACACCAGCUCCCCCAACGGCAUCGACCUGCACGCCCUAACAGGCAUCGAAGACGACAGCGACAGCGACAUGGAGGACGACGCGCCUCCUCGCCCUCCCCGCGUCGGGUCUCGCGCCACCCGCGCCGCUGCCCAGGAAGACAUCCUCCAGGGCAUCCGCCGUCAUCGGUCGGAGAAGUACGGCGGUGACUGGGCCGAGGACUCGCCCAUGGGGUUGCCGCCGGCGAUAGCGCACCAGUGCACUAUUACGAAUAGCACGACGACGGAGUUCUUGCGGCAGUUCUGGGCUGCGUUCCUCUCGGGUGAUCCGGACCGCGCCCUCGAGUUGCAGUACCUCAACGAGGCUCUGCAGCGUAGCGUCGGACGCAUUAAUGCUGUGGCGGAGGAGGCAGAGAAACACCGCGAUGAGAUUAUCGCGCAGAAGAAGAGGGAGAUUAGGGAGUAUUAUGAACGGACGAAGAAGAAGAUUAGAUGGAAGGCUGAUUCUGUUGGGGGUGGAAAACAGGCUGUCCUUGCGUUGAUGGAGUCGACUCUCUUUGCCUUGUCCAAGGCCCAGGAGGAGUAUAGGAAGGCGUUGGAAGCCGAGGGUCUUCGGCCUACUACAGAAGGAUAG